GCAGAAUAUUUAUGUUUUAUAUGAUAUUUGUAAUAUUUCAGGAUAUUGUUAAAUGGCCGAGUUUGGACCAGACUCAGGAGGACGAAUAAAGGGCCUGACAAUUGUAAAGCCAGUUAUUUAUGGAAACAUAUCUCGGUAUUUUGGAAAGAAAAGGGAUGAGGAUGGACACACUCACCAAUGGACGGUUUAUGUCAAACCCUAUAAAAAUGAGGAUCUGUCGACAUAUGUGAAGAAAAUCAACUUCAAACUGCAUGAAAGCUACCCUAACCCAAACAGAGUGGUAACCAAACCUCCUUAUGAAGUCACAGAAACUGGGUGGGGAGAAUUUGAAGUUGUUAUUAAGAUUUACUUCAAUGAUCCAAAUGAAAGACCAGUCACAAUUUAUCAUUUACUGAAACUGUUUCAAAGUGAGACUGAUAUUAUGCUGGGAAAGAAGUCCCUUGUUGCUGAAUACUAUGAUGAAAUGAUCUUUCAAGACCCAACAGCAAUGAUGCAGCAACUGUUGAACAGCACAAGACCUGUGGCAAUAGGAGCAUACAAACAUGAAACUGAUUUUGAAGAAAAGAAAGAAAAAACUAUAGAGAAAAUUUUAGCAGCUAAAACAAAAAUAAGAUACGAGAUCCAGGAAUUAAAUGAAAGGUUAAAGAAGAAAAAAGAGAGUAUCCAGAUUUUAAAAGACCAUACUGAAAAGCUAGAGGACGCUGAUGUCACAGAUGUGGAGAAUGUCACAUGACCAAGUCAGCAGUGUCUAUGGCUUGCUCGUUUAUUGAUUGAAAAUUAUACUGACAUUUUCAGUGGAGUAGAAAUUGAAUAUAGAAAACCAAAUGUUGUACUUCAAAUUUCCACUAUGUGUUCAUUGCUUUGAAUGAUUUUUUUUCUUGUAUACGUGAACAUUUGUUUUAGAAAUAAAAUAGAAUAACUUCUA
This is a messenger RNA of Saccostrea echinata, 925 nucleotides long. RefSeq names its product YEATS domain-containing protein 4-like. The record is from RefSeq and is a predicted model, not a curated record. Gene Ontology annotation, biological process: regulation of DNA-templated transcription. Bases 53 to 733 code for a protein of 226 amino acids. The transcript has 7 exons. Lineage: Eukaryota; Metazoa; Mollusca; Bivalvia; Ostreida; Ostreidae.